Molecule: messenger RNA, 1053 nt
Organism: Acanthocheilonema viteae
Lineage: Eukaryota; Metazoa; Nematoda; Chromadorea; Rhabditida; Onchocercidae
Source: the annotation of a GenBank genome assembly
AUGAAUUAUUUUUACUUACAAGGUAAGGCAUGUUCCGGAGUAAGUGACGUCUUUCUUGUGAAACGAUUGGCAGAUGAAAAUCUUUUCGCUCUACGGAUAUUGCCCACUGAAAAGCUGGAUUAUGAGAAGAUAAAGGUUUUCAUGUAUUGUGGAAGUGUAAUGAGUUUGUCAGAGAUUUCAUUCGUUGAAAUUCUGUUACCAUUUAACAAUAACAAAAUAAUACUGAAGUCUAUACGAUGCAGUCAUAUUUUACUGCAUUCAACGGGCGUUGUAAAAUUGACUGGCUUUCGUCAUUGUGUAUUUUUGCGGCAUAAUGAGCUAACCGGUGCCGAUAAUGUUCUGCAUAACUUCGAUGCUGAAAUUUCUGAUGAGCUGCUAUGGUUGGCGCCUGAAAUAUUGAAACAAGUACGUCAGGAUCUGCAUGGCUAUGGUUUAUUGUCUGAUGUAUACAGUAUUGGAAUAACGAUAUGCGAAAUGGCCAAUGGUUUUCCACCCUUUUCAGAUAUGGAUCGAUUACAGAUGCUUUUCGAAAAAAGUAAAGGGACAACACCACGAUUACUGGAUUGUACAACUCUUCCUGAUAAAGAAGACAUGGAACGUGAUCAACAAUCUCGACAGCGACGGCGAUUUAGUGAAUCAUUACAUGUUAUAACAGAUAACUGUCUUAAACCGUUGCCAGAAAAUAGGUUUUUAGGAUCACGUAACAAAGCACAAUGUAUAACAGCUAUAUCGAAGACUACUGGUUUUGCAUGGCAGUUUAUGGUUAGGAUCGCUUGUAUCAAUGAUACAUCAACAGGUCGACUAGAAGAAAUCACCAAUAGAUCAGUAUGCGAAAAUCAUUCAUCAACCUUAGUCUAUAUAUUCUGCAUUCAUCCUACUGAAAGACUAGGUUCAAUUAAACCGACUGCACCAAAAGAGCAGACACAUAUAGCUUUGGAUUCUUAUAUCACAAACCAAACAAACGAUUUAAGCAAAGAAAAUAUUAAAAAAGCAAAACAUAUUGCAAGAGUAUAUCAAGAAGAGAAUAACGAUACACAUUUUACCGGUAAAUGA